AUGCACAACAUAACGAUUGAGGUAAUUCUGCUCUCUCAAAUCAAUCACAAAAACAUAGUCAAACUCUCUGGAUGUUGUUUAGAGACAGAAGUUCCAUUUCUAGUUUAUGAGUUCAUAAAUAAUGGAACGUUGUCAGAGCAUAUCCACAACAAAGACAAAACAUCGGCUCUACCUUGGUCAACUCAUUUAAGAAUAGCUACUGAAACAGCUGAGGUAUUCUCUUAUUUGCACUCUGCGGCCUCUCCUUCCAUCAUCCACAGAAAUGUUAAAUAUGUGAAUAUUCUUCUCGAUAACGAUUAUAUUGCCAAGGUAUCUGAUUUCGGUGCAUCGAGAUUAGUCCCUCAAGAUCAAACUCAACUGACAACAAUGCUGCAAGGAACAUUUGGUUAUCUAGAUCCCGAGUACAUGCAAAUCCACCAUUUGACAAAAAAGAGCGAUGUUUACAGCUUUGGAGUUGUCCUUAUGGAAUUGCUAACGAGUAAGAGGGCGAUAUCCUUUGACGGCCCAGAAUUAGAGAGAAAUAUAUCUCAACAUUUUCUUUCAUUGUUGAAAGGAAAUCAGUUGUUCAAAAUUCUUGAUGGCAACAUUUUAUGCGAAGGAAGCACUACUAAGGAGUUGCAAGAGGUUGCCUUACUUGCAAAAAGGUGUUUGAAUUUCAAGGGGGAGGAUUGGCCGAGAUGA
Messenger RNA from Ipomoea nil (Japanese morning glory), 681 nucleotides. RefSeq names its product putative wall-associated receptor kinase-like 16. NCBI's taxonomy places the organism in Eukaryota, Viridiplantae, Streptophyta, Magnoliopsida, Solanales, Convolvulaceae. Gene Ontology annotation, molecular function: ATP binding; protein serine/threonine kinase activity. Gene Ontology annotation, cellular component: plasma membrane. Bases 1 to 681 code for a protein of 226 amino acids. The transcript has a single exon. Gene Ontology annotation, biological process: cell surface receptor signaling pathway; protein phosphorylation. The record is from RefSeq and is a predicted model, not a curated record.